UAUGGUUCUUCUCUCUCGCUUAAUUGCUAUGUUUCUACACAUUUUUCUACUAAUGGUAGGAGUUGUAUUAAAUGAAGCAUCAGCACAGCAGUGUGGUCCACCUAAUUUAGUGUCUGCUACUCCUCAAUACAAUGCAACAGCAUCUACUGAUCCACUUGUUAUGAAUUGUGCGGGUGCUACUCUGCCUGCUAUGUUCAAGUGGGAAUUCAAUGGUAACAUUGUUCCUUCUGCCGUCGAAUUCCUAUAUGUGGUCCAGUCAGUGAUGGAGGGCGAAGUUUAUAGGUGUGGCUACGACAACAUUAAUUGUCCUGGUGGGACAAUAUGGUCUACUGGAUCAAUCACAGUUAUAACUCAACCUAAUAUAUCAGUAAGCACUGGACCAGUUAGUGUGAUGCAAGGAGAUACAGUGACAGUCCAUUGCAAUGUCACUAGUGGCUAUCCUGCUCCUUCAAUCACUUGGUACAAUGGUUCUGGUGAUAGUUUGGGGCAUGUCUCACCAUUGACAGUGACAACUGGAUCUAAUGAUACUCUAACUUGCAUAGCAACCAAUACAGCUGGUUAUACUGUAGGGAGUAUUGCAAUCACAGUCACUAGUUUAUUUGAGUCUUCAACUAUUGCUUCUAUGUCUCCAUCAACUGCAGUCAUUAGCUCCAGUAUUGCAACAAGCAGCAGCAGUCUGAUCACAAAUAUACACACAGGAAGUUUUUCAAAUACAACAGUAGUGUCAUCAGCAACAAGCACUUUGGUUUACAGCUCAAGUUGCUAUGUUUCAUACACUACCACAACAGCUACACAACCAUCAGAUGACAAAACCAUACUUAUUGGUCAGUUAAUAAUGAUAGCAUUACUGUUACAUCAUUCUCCUCUAGUUGCUAUUCCAGUAGCUGUCAUCAUUUGUCUAAUAGCUGGAGUCAGUACUGCAAUAAUUACUGGCAUCAUAGUUUACUGUAUAAUGAAAAGAAGGAGAAUUAAGACCAUGGAAGUAACACAAGAAGGACCAAUAUAUGAUAUACCAAUGGUUAAUACUGAAGAGAGACCAGGGCCAAUUGAUACAUAUUUUAAUGCUGCGUAUGGACAAAUAAGCACUUAAUUUUCAUUUUAAAAAUUUUUAUUAUUAAUUGUA
Messenger RNA from Amphimedon queenslandica, 1123 nucleotides. RefSeq lists its product as uncharacterized. The transcript has 9 exons. Lineage: Eukaryota; Metazoa; Porifera; Demospongiae; Haplosclerida; Niphatidae. The record is from RefSeq and is a predicted model, not a curated record. The coding region runs from base 2 to 1090 and encodes 362 amino acids.